Messenger RNA from Mytilus trossulus (common blue mussel), 519 nucleotides. RefSeq lists its product as uncharacterized. The coding region runs from base 1 to 519 and encodes 172 amino acids. The transcript has 4 exons. The record is from RefSeq and is a predicted model, not a curated record. NCBI's taxonomy places the organism in Eukaryota, Metazoa, Mollusca, Bivalvia, Mytilida, Mytilidae.
AUGACAUAUGCUACGUUUGUACCUGCUUACUCUUCUGGAGGACCUGGGAUCGUCUACAGUAAUAAAGGCGAUAAAAGCAUAAUAAGUGCAGAUGCGGAAGUUGUCACGGAAGUGUACUAUGCUGAUGUUCAAGACGUCAUACAACCUACUUUCCUCAAAGGGGCUGUAAAGGAGUUUUAUCAGUAUUUUGAAUACCCACUAUACAAGGAAAAGAAGAUACCUCAAGAUGCUGAAGUAUACAAUAUGACUCGCUCCACAGGACAUCGUGCUAAAAGAGGAUUUGUCCCUUUUAAUAAUGACUGCAGGAUGAAGGUUGUGUACGGUUUUGAUUCUGGACGGAGUAGCAAUCAUCUUAGAACAUGUCAAAGGCCAGAAACUAUAAACGGAGUGGGGGUAUUCACAGAUUGUAAUAAUGUUCGCAUUACUUCACCACUGGUUUAUCAAUGCAUAUGUUGUUCUUGGGUUACAUCCAUCAACGUAGCUAGCGGUGAUUGUCGGUGUAUGAGUAUGAAAUGGUAG